GUAGUUCUGCGCGUUCACGUCCCCGAUCGGGCCGUGUCCGCCGCGGCCCUGCGAGGUCCGAGGGACUCAUUCUGAUGAAGGAAAGAGCGUCCCUGUGCAGCUGCGUGUCCUUCAGUUCUUUGGCUCUGAUUCCGUGUCUGGCUUCAUCUAAGUGGCCUGGUCCAUGGGCAGUGAAGAAAUGUAAAGUGCAAUAGCCCUCUGGAACAAGACAAUUCAUGUGAGAUAAGAAAGAAGAGCCCACAAGACCAAGGAUGUAUUCUCAGUUUACAGACCACUGACCAGAGGCCACUCCAGGGUGUCAGGACUAAGAGAAGUCACAAAACAGCAGAUUUCCCAAGAGCAGCGGAAAAUGAUCCAGUCACAGAUAUCAUUUGAGGAUGUGGCUGUGGAUUUCACGCUGGAGGAAUGGCAGCUACUUAAUCCUACUCAGAAGAACUUGUACAGAGAUGUGAUGUUGGAGAACUAUAGCAAUCUGGUUUUCUUGGAAGUCUGGCUAGAUAAUCCCAAAAUGUGGCUCCGAGAUAAUCAAGACAACCUUAAAAGUAUGGAGAGAGGCCAUAAAUAUGAUGUUUUUGGAAAAAUAUUUAAUUCAAGCAUAAACAUUGUUCAUGUAGGACUGCGAUCCCAUAAAUGUGGCACAGGAGAAAAAAGUUUGAAAUGUCCUUUUGAUUUGCUUAUUCCAAAAAAUAAUUGUGAAAGAAAGAAAAUUGAUGAACUCAAUAAGAAAUUAUUGUUCUGUAUCAAACCUGGCAGAACCCAUGGUGGGAUAAAAUACUGUGAUUGCAGUACAUGUAGAAAAUCCAGCAACGAAGAGCCAUGGCUCACUGCUAAUCACAUAACACACACAGGAGUCUAUUUAUGCAUGGAAUGUGGCAGAUUUUUUAACAAGAAGUCACAACUUGUUAUACACCAGAGAACUCAUACAGGAGAGAAGCCCUAUCAAUGCAGUGAGUGUGGAAAAGCCUUUUCACAGAAGUCACUGCUCACGGUUCAUCAAAGAACUCACUCAGGAGAAAAACCGCAUGGGUGCAGCGAAUGUCAGAAAGCUUUUAGUAGGAAGUCACUCCUCAUUUUACAUCAGAGAAUUCAUACUGGAGAGAAGCCGUAUGGAUGCAGUGAAUGUGGAAAAGCCUUCAGUAGGAAGUCGCAGCUUAAAAGACAUCAGAUAACGCACACAAUAGAGAAACCCUACAGUUGCAGUGAGUGUGGGAAAGCAUUCUCCCAGAAAUUAAAACUCAUCACACAUCAGAGAGCGCACACAGGAGAGAAACCCUAUCCAUGUAGUCACUGUGGAAAAGCCUUCUUUUGGAAGUCGCAGCUGAUUACUCAUCAGAGGACCCACACAGGGAAGAAACCUUACGGAUGUGGUGAGUGUCAAAAAGCCUUCAGCAGGAACUCACUUCUCAUUAGGCAUCAGAGGAUUCAUACAGGAGAGAAGCCCUACGAAUGCAACGAAUGUGGUGAAGCCUUCAUCAGAAAACCACAGCUGAUUAAACAUCAGAUAACUCACACAGGAGAGAAGAACUAUCGAUGCAGUGAUUGUGAGGAGGCCUUCUUUAAGAAGUCAGAGUUAAUAAGACAUCAAAAAAUUCACUUAGGAGAGAAACCAUAUGGAUGCAUUCAAUGUGGGAAAACCUUCUUUGGGAAGUCCCAGCUCCUAACGCAUCACAGAACACACACUGGGGAGAAGCCUUAUGAAUGCAGUGAGUGUGGGAAGGCCUUCACCCAGAAGUCAAGCCUGAUAUCACAUCAGAGAACACAUACAGGUGAGAAACCCUAUGAAUGCAGUGAAUGCAGGAAAACCUUCAGUGAGAAGUCAAGUCUCAUUCAUCAUCAGAGAACCCAUACUGGAGAAAAGCCCUUUGAAUGUAGUGAAUGUAGGAAAGCUUUUGCCUGGAAGCCACAGCUUCUUAGGCAUCAGAGAAUUCAUACAGGGGAGAAACCCUAUGAAUGCAGUGAAUGUGGGAAAGCAUUUGUUCAGAAAGUGCAGCUCAUUAAGCAUCAAAGAAAUCACACAGGAGAGAAAACCUAUGGAUGCAGCGAUUGUGCAAAAGCUUUCUUUGAGAAGGCACAGCUGAUUAUACAUCAGAGAAUUCAUACAGGAGAGAGACCAUAUAAAUGUGGUGAAUGUGGGAAAUCUUUCACAAGAAAGUCACACCUUAUGAGGCAUCAGAGGAUUCAUACAGGAGAUAAAUACUAUGGAUGCAAUGAGUGUGGGACCACCUUCAACAGGAAGUCGCAGCUUAUGAUACAUCAGAGAAAUCAUAUAAUAUAAAAAUCAUGACUUUGGCGAAUGCAGAAAGGUUGCUAUCAAGUGUCAUACUUUCUGACACUUUUGAGGAUGCAUGUGGGAGAGAAACCCUAUUGAGGCAGUGACUGUUGAAAAAGCUUGAAUUGAGGAGUCAAGAGUCACUAAGCAGAAUUUAGAAAGAGAAGUUUUUAAAAAGCAAACAGUGUAAAAAAAGUCAUCUCCCAGAAGACACUACUCGUUACAUAUUGGAUGACUCAUUGAGGUGAAAACCUUAUUAGUGUUGUGAUAGUAGAGAAGCUUUUAGUCAAAAGUCAGUUUAUUAAAUGUUUAGAAUACCUAAACAGGAAGAAAAUUCUAUUGUUUUUUAUAACAAAGUGGAAGAUUUCAAGAAAGGACAACUCACUGUACACUUGAGAAUAAUACCUACAGAGGUUCAUACUGAAGAGUAGUCUCAAUAAUGUAAAGAAUUUGACAAGCAUGAUGCUAUUGAAAUAGUUCUGUAAGGAAGUGGUGUUCUUUAUACAUCAAUUAUUACAAAAAGCAGUGAAUUGUAAGUGUGAGGUGUGUUUACUUAGAUGUGAAGAGUUCUCCUUACUGCUGUGAUGGAAUAACAAGGGUCAGAUUUCCUCUCCUGCCUUAAACAACUGGAAGCUAUACAAUACGUAUAAUAGGUAAUGGUUUUUAGACAUAGGACAAGCACAGGUUUGUGAUCCUCAGGAGACUGCAGACAGAGUGAGGUGAGCACCAUGGUUUCUCAGCCUGCCCCCGCAUGGCAGUUCCUAGGUUGCAGUUCAGGGAAGGGAAACAAUAAAUCUCGCUGAAUUGAAGAGACAGGACUGGCAGUUGGGGAGGCCACAGCAGCUAGAAUUUCCAGGGGAAAGUACUGGAGAGAUGGGAUCCUUCUAGAUACAGGGCUCAAGAAGUCUGCUGGGAGUCCCCUGAGUCCUUUGACUUAGUACUGACUUGCACUGAGGCCAGGAAAAGAAGCACUGGAAAGCAGCAGGCUGAACAAUUCCUGGAACUCAUGCAGGGCUGGGAAUAGUUUAUGUUCUCAGCAGCCAGAGUGGAAACAGAGUGGAAACACAUGGAGCAUCAGGUAGAAUUCUCAGAAAGGUUUUGUUUUAGUAGUGCAGCUAAUUAACUCUAGAUUAAAAGCUACUCUGGACCUACAGUGUCCGGCAUCCAAAAAAACUAAUGUGUUAUGCAAAGAAGCAAUAAAAUAUGACUUAUAACCAGGAGAAAAAUCAGUAGAAACCCAGAAAAGACAGAGGUGAUGGAAUUAGUAGACAAGGAUAUUAAAAGAGCUAUUGUAAAUAUAAAGUAGAGGAAAACAUAAGAUUGAUGAAACCUGAGGUAUAAGAGAUAUUUUUACUGGCCAAAAUGGAACUUCUAGGGAUGAAAUCAACUUCUGAUUUUGUUAAAAUCCCGAGUGGAGAGAUUAGAUACAGAAAAAGAAGAAAAAAUCAAUGAACUUGAAGAGUAAGAAUAAAAACUACCAAAGUGAUAUACAGAGAGAAAAAAAGACUUAGAGAAGAGGAAGAGAAUAGGAAAACCAUUACAGUAGUGUAAUAUAUGUUUAACUGGAGUCCCAGAAGGAGAGGAGAAAAUGAAGAGGCAUGAAGAAGUAUUUGAAUAAAUAAUGGCUAAAGAUUUUCCAAAUCUGGUGAAAACAAUACCCCCACAUAUUCAAGAAGCUCAAAUGACCUGAAGUAGAAUAAACAUAAUUUACAUCACAGCAGUGCACCUCAGAGUCACAUUCAUGAAAAGCACUGAUAAACAGAAUACUUUUAAAACACCUUGAGAAAAAAAGAUAAUACAUACACAUGAACAAAGAAUGGCAGCAUAUUUCUGGUGAGAACUAUGCAAGCUAUAAGACAAUGGAGUAUUAUCUCUAAAUUCCUUAAUGAAAUAAACAACAAACCCUGCAACCUAGAAUUCUGUUACUGUCAAAAACGUUUUCAAAAAUGAAGGCAAAAUAAAGACUGUUUCUGAGAAACUAAAUCAAAGGUAAUUUUAUUACCUGUAGACCUGUCUUUGGGAAACAUUAAAGGAUGUUUGAGGGCAGCAGGAAAAUAAUACAAAACUUAAGUUUGGGUCUGUACAAAGGAAUGAAGUUCUGAAAAUGGUGAAUAUGUGGGUAAAUAUAAAAGAUAUUUCUCUCUUUUUAAAAUCUUUUUAAAAGGGAAUUGGCUGCUUAAAGCCAAAGUAAUGAUAACGUAUUUGGAGUUUAUUUAGAAGUAAAGUGUGAUGACGAUAACACUUAAGUGUGAAUUUUUAAAUAUAGUUGAGUAGACUGCAUCAUCUGAGUUAGAAGCCUAUUCCUUCAGGGCUCGGGGUAGCUUGAAUUUGUAGCAGGCACAUGACAGAAAUUGUAUGUAUUGUGGAUCUGCAUGUGUGCUGAGUAUUCCCUAUUUCUUUGAUCCCUUUUCCCCCAUUUUCUGCUCUGCUCCCCCCUGAGGCUGUCUUCUAGAGACUGGGGUUUCUUCAUAGGUUUGAACAGUGGGAGAUACCAGAGGUGGGAGGAGAAAAAGUUAUUUAUUACCGUUCCCUUCCUCCUGCCUGGACCAUGGUAGCUUCUGUGUUCCCGUAAGGAUACAGCUUCCUUUGGGAAGCCCCAUCUAUGGCUGUAGAUCUCUCGGUUUCAGUUGACACCAUUCCCUCUCCAUGAUCUUCAGACUUAACUACUACUGGGUGCUUCCCCAACCCACUGGUUGGGUGUCUUUAAUUGUGAACACAUAUUUGUAAAUAGUGCCUUUAUUAAUUGUUCUUGAGUUAAUAUUCUGAGUGUGCCAUUUAUUUUCUGUGCCAUCUGUUAAAUGAUGAGCAUUUAAUAAAAUUGUGAUAAUCAGUUAUCAGUACAAGUGCCGCAUAGUGCAUAGGCUGAAAUGUCUCAAGAUUCCCCACACUACAUAUCAGUAUUUUCUAUCUGUAUCUGGACAAUGCAGUAGAAAUUAUAACAAAUACAAAGUUCUUUGUGCUUUUCUGCUGCAUAUGUCAGUGGCUCUGGAGAUUGUUACCAUCUGCUACAUAUAUAAAUAGACUUGCAGUUAUUACUAAGCUCCUCUUCAGUAAUAGAAAGACUUAUGAAGUCUUUUACUACCUCUGGGUUAGCCAAACAACCUUCAAAAAGCAUUGUUAUUUAGGUUAAAUAUCUGUGGACAAGAAACAAGAUAAUCAGUUACUGAGUGAAGAAAGACGGGAAUGAUGUCCCAUACUUCCCAGCUCUCUAAAGUGUUAUGCUGUACAAUUAAAAUACCCCUGACCCAUCAUCUGCUACCAUUCGUUGUGGAUAAUUCAUGUAAUCUCUAACCUGUGGGCAAGUCUUUACCCUUCAGUAGUCAAGAUUACGUUAGAGACUUCGUCCACGAAUCCACACCACCUUUCCCAUCAGUUCUCACCGGAAAUAUGCUGCCAAAAAGAAAAUCAGCUUUUCUAAGAUCAAGCCAGAGUUGCUUCUCUUACAACCUUACGGCGCUAAUGCAUUAAGUUGAAGUCGACUGCCAAAGAGGCCCAGCAGAGGGCAGCACCCCCAUCAUUUUUUUGAAUUUCUCCCUUAGGAAUUUUGCCUUCCUUUGUCUUCUGUCCACCAGGCCUUCUCUCCAGCUGGACACAAACCUCCUUUGAAGGGAAAUAAUUGCCGUUAGGCUUCACAGUAGUGCUUUUUCCUUUCACUUGGAUUUGCAUUUUAACCUGCAUUUCGAAGAUUUUUAUACAUGUUUUCUAUUUCCGACAAUGCCAGGAGGCUUCAUUGACGUUGUAGUCUGUGUUAAUAAACUUGUGUAUCACUCUGCUCUGAUCUUUUAGGAAUUAACUUGCAAAUGAAAUGAAUAUGUUGGGACUUUGGCAUAAUUUGAAUAUAGCAUUGUGUGAGUUGUGAUUGUCUCUUCCUAAUUGUGCUGUAAUAACCUGUGUAUGAGAAUAAAAUGAUUUCCACCAUCAGGAUUCUCCCAUGCCCCCCUUUAUUUUGCCAUAGACUAAAGGGGAAAGGCCAUUCUCACUCUCCUUACCUUAGAAAAUUUUAUUUGCCUCAUGAUGACUGUCUGCCGCUUAGAAGUAGACAAUAUAAAAUCUCAUCACUAUUUCACAAGAAUAAAAUUCAAAUCAGUUAUAUCCAAAGUAACUUUUCAACUGGGGGUGGUGUCUCACACCUGUAAUCCCAGUGCUUGGGGAGGCCAAAUUGGGAGGACCGCUUGAGCCCAGGCGUUUGAGACCAGCUGGACAACAUAGCAAGACUCAUCUCUACAAAAAAAAAAUUUAAUUAGCCAUGAGAGGCUGGGUGCAGUGACGCAAGCCUGUAAUCCCAGCACUUUGGGAGGCCGAGGUGGGUGGAUCACCUGAGUUCAGGAGUUCGCGACCAGCCUGAAUAACAUGGUGAAACCCCGUCUCUACUAAAUACAAAAAAAUUAGCCGGGCAUGGUGGCACAUGCCUGUAAUCCGAGCUACUUGGGAGGCUGAGACAAGAGAAUCACUUGUACCUGGGAGGAGGAGGUUGCAGUGAGCCGAGAUCACGGCAUUGCACUCCAGUCUGGGCAACAAGAACAAAACUCCAUCUCAAAAAAAAAGUUAGCCAUGAUGGUGCAUGUCUGUAAUCCCAGCUACUUGGGAAGCUGAGGCAGAAGGGUCACUUGAGCCCAGGAGUUCAAGGCUGCAGUGAGCCAUGAUGGGGCCACUGCAUUCCAGCCUGAGUGACAGAGUGAAACCUUGCCUCUUAAAUGAAUAAAAAUAAAGUAAGCUUUCUUCAACAAGUUUUCUUCCAACGCCACACACUCCAUCACCAUAUUAAUUUAAAUUAUUUAGUAUGUAGCAGAUUUACUUUGAGACCAAAUCUGUGAAGUUGGUGAUGAUAUUUAAUAAUUCUUUAUUUCCCUUAUGGGAUCUUUGCAACUUAGAACACAAUUAUUACUCAUUGUAUCCGGGUCAUUUAACAUCUUGUCAGAAUGCUAACAUUAAAUAAACCAGGCCAGGCGCGGUGGCUCACGCCUGUAAUCCCAGCACUUUGGGAGGCCAAGGCGGGUGGAUCACGAGGUCAGGAGAUCGAGACCAUCCUGGCUAACACGGUGAAACCCCGUCUCUACUAAAAAUACAAAAAAUUAGCCAGGUGAGGUGGCCAGCGCCUGUAGUCCCAGCUACUCAGGAGGCUGAGGCAGGAGAAUGGCGUGAACCUGGGAGGUGGAGCUUGCAGUGAGCCAAGAUCACACCACUGCACUCCAGCCUGGGUGAUAGAGCGAGGCUCUGUCUCAAAAAAAUAAAUAAAUCAGGCGCUGGGCGCGGUGGCUCACACCUGUAAUCAUAACACUUUGGGAGGCUAAGGCAGGCAGAUCACAAGGUCAGGAGUUCGAGACCAGCCUGGCCAAUAUGGUGAAACCCCAUCUCUACUAAAAAUGCAAAAAUUAGCCGGGCUUGGUGGCACGUGUGUAGUCCCAGCUACUCCGGAGGCUGAGGCAGGAGAAUCGCUUGAACCCAGGAAGCCGAUGUUGCAGUGAGCUGAGAUCACACCACUGCACUCCAGCCUGGGUGACAGAGCAAGACUCCAUCACACACACACACAAAAAAACAGGGAACACCAAACUUAUUUAGUGAUACCUAAAUCUCGAAAUGUGCACAGCAAAAAGAAUGUAGCUAUCGAGGCAUUCACUGUUAAGAUGAAAAGAAAUGUAAGUGAAGGGACAUUUAUAACUUGAAGUUCUCAUUUAAGAAUUACUGGCCAGGGCCGGGCAUGGUGGCUCAUGCCUGUAAUCUCAGCACUUUGGGAGGCCAAGAUGGGUGGAUCACGAGGUCAGGAGAUUGAGACCAUCCUGGCUAACAAGGUGAAACCCCGUCUCUACUAAAAAUACAAAAAAUUAGCCGCGCGUGGUGGCGGGCGCCUGUAGUCCCAGCUACUCGGGAGGCUGAGGCAGGAGAAUGGCGUGAACCCGGGAGGCGGAGCUUGCAGUGAGCUGAGAUCGCGCCACUGCACUCACUCUGGCCUGAGCGACAAAGCGAGACUCCAUCUCAAAAAAAAAAAAAAAAAAAAAAAAGGCAUUACUGGCCAGAUGUGGUGGCUCAUGCCUGCAAUCCCAGGACUUUGGGAGGCCCAGCUGGGAGGAGAGGAGAGCUUGAGCCCAAGAGUUUGAGGCCAGCCUGGGCAACAUAGUGGCACUUUGUUCUCCACAAAAAUAAUUAAUAAAGCAAGUAAGCAUUCCUAUCACUAAAAGUACUUAAAAAAACAAAUCAAGCUUAAACUUACAAUAGGGGGUGGGAGAAGUGAAUUAACUUUUUAUUUUCAUUAGUGCGUGCUCAUGUGAAAGGAGCAGUUAGGCAAUGGAGUGUUACCACUGCAGCCAGGCAGGUCUAGUGUAGAUUCGUCCCCAAACCAUGGUAUUUGCCAGGCAGCUCUGAGGGUAUGAACAAGGCAUGUGCAUUGUGUCCUGUUGUGUGUAAUGCGUUUGUAUGAAGCAGAUUCUGUAAGAAGAUGAUGUUGGCUGAGAUGUGGGCCAGCUGUACUUCACUGCUUCAUUACAAGGGUAAGGCUGGCCAGGUGCGAUGGCUCACGCCUGUCAUCCCAGCACUUUGGGAGGCCAAGGUGGGUGGAUCACUUGAGUUCAGGAGCUCAAGAGCAGCCUGGCCAACAUGGCAAAACCCUAUCUCUACUAAACAUACAAAACAAAAAAAAUAGCCGGGUGUGGUGGAGCACCUGUAAACCCAGCUGCUCGGGAGGCUGAGGUGGGCAAAUCACAUGAACCCAGGAGUUGGAGGUUGCAGUGAGCCAAGAUGGCACCACCACUGCACUCCAGCCUGAGCAACAGAGUGAGACUCCGUCUCAAAAAAAGAGAAAACAAGGGUGGGGCUAAAAGGCUAAUAGCUAACUGAAAAUGAGCAGCUGUUUUUCAUUCUGUGAGGAGCAUCUUGUAUAAGCCGUAGUGUUUGAUCCACUCAUCAUUGCAUGGGCAGCUGUGCGAGGUCAGACCUGUUACUGACACUUCCUUCUGUGCUCUGUUUGAAAAGAAAAUCUCUGUAUGCAAAUGUUAACUGAGUAAACUGUUUCAUGAAUUCAUAUGUGUGAGUGUGAUCACUGGGAGCAAUUUGCAAAUAAACUCUGGUUUCCAUUCCAA
Homo sapiens (human) is the source of this 9342-nucleotide messenger RNA. RefSeq names its product zinc finger protein 605 (gene ZNF605). The transcript is spliced from 5 exons. Lineage: Eukaryota; Metazoa; Chordata; Mammalia; Primates; Hominidae. The coding region runs from base 350 to 2275 and encodes 641 amino acids. Gene Ontology annotation, biological process: regulation of DNA-templated transcription. Gene Ontology annotation, cellular component: nucleus. The record is from RefSeq and is marked validated.